CAACCAUUCAUCUCCACUCACUCAACAAUGGAGGCCAAACUCCUCAAUUCUCUCACCCGAGCUCCGCCAUUACCGACCACCUUAUCUCUCCCAAACCACCGAUUAUUCUCACAUCUCACUCGCCGGACACUCAAAUUCAGUCCCAUCCAUGCCUCCAGCUCCGACGACACCAGUCCGGCGAGCGACCGCGCACCGUCGCAGAGCUCGCAAAUAACACCGCCUCCGGAAACCGUCGAGGUGAGAUUCCGAAGGCGAUCGUCGAGAAGGCAGUUGAAGAAGCUGCGCGAGGAAGGUGGUGACGAAGAGAGGUUUGGAAAGGCGGCGACGAAGACGAAGCCUGCUCCUCCGGUGAAGAAGUGGGAAGAGAUGAGCUUUGCGGAGAAGGCGUGGGAGCUCUACGUUGGAGAGAAAGGAGCGUUGUUCUGGCUAAACAAGUUUGCUUACGCUUCGAUCUUCAUCGUCAUCGGAGGAUGGAUUCUGUUCCGGUUUGUUGGACCGUCGCUCAAUCUUUACCAGUUGGAUUCUGCUCCUCUUUCUCCUGGUAACUUGUUCAAGGGAUCUUGAUGAUCACCAUUGAUGAUAAUCUCAGGGUCUCGAUCCUUGUGGAUCUUUUUCUUGAAUCUGAUACGAAGAUUAUGAACUCGGUUAACUCGUGUAAACUCACUUACUGUGUUGUUCUCUUCAACUUAUAUCAGAUUUCAUUAACGUUUCA
Humulus lupulus (European hop) is the source of this 712-nucleotide messenger RNA. RefSeq lists its product as uncharacterized. NCBI's taxonomy places the organism in Eukaryota, Viridiplantae, Streptophyta, Magnoliopsida, Rosales, Cannabaceae. The record is from RefSeq and is a predicted model, not a curated record. The coding region runs from base 28 to 564 and encodes 178 amino acids. Gene Ontology annotation, cellular component: chloroplast. The transcript has a single exon.